This is a messenger RNA of Mesorhabditis belari, 2253 nucleotides long. The record is from the annotation of a GenBank genome assembly. NCBI's taxonomy places the organism in Eukaryota, Metazoa, Nematoda, Chromadorea, Rhabditida, Rhabditidae.
AUGGAUAAAAGCUACUUUUUCAGUGGUUCGGAACCUCGUCGAAGGGCGACGGUUUGUGGUGGAAGUCCGCCUCCUAUUCGAAUCAACAAUAAUCAUCACACCCAUUUCGAUCUGCUUGCACUACUUAAACCAAAUUCUAUUCAUGACGGUACUCGAGGAGUGAUUCGUCGUGCCCGAACAAUGAGACAUCAACCCGAUGGAUAUGUACGGUCUUUUGUUGAUAAUCAGCUUAUCACUCAAGUUGAUGAUGAUGUCACUGAUGAUCAACUUCCAUUUAAUACCAAAUGUCCAAGCGACUUCGCUAAAAUUGAUAUUGUCGCUCCAAAUGAAUUAGCGCAACUCGGAGUCAUAAUCCCGAAAAUAAGUGAUCCCGAAUGGAGUGCCCCAAUUAGAGAGGCGACAUCAGCACGAGAAAUGAGAUAUAGAACUCCUCUUGCAGAUAGCUCUCUUUCUGCAGCAAGUCUUGAUUCACCGAGUGUUCGCAAGGCAAUUGAUGACUCAAUUUGGGGCUGGGCUCAGGCAAGCGGAGCUAUACUCGCAUCCCCAUCAACCUCUUCAAUCACAAGUCUUCACAGUCCGGUGGCUACUCCAUCAAGUCGUACUCAUAUUUCGUCACCGUUUAUUUUUGAUGGUUCCGGUCCUCCUGCCAGUGAUAUUCCAUGCACUCUUUUACAGGGAAAAACGUUUGAGGGAUGGCUGAGAAGAAGAAAAACGAACGAUGAAUUAUUGGCCGCGGGGAGCAUCCAAACAAAUAAAUGGCCAAAGUGUUGGAUGGCUCUUCGAGCGCCAUUUCUUUAUGUUUAUCCCAAUCAAUUUUCAAAGAAAGCUGACCUAGUAAUCAGUGUGCUUCGUUGUGCUGUCACCGAUGCAACUGAUUUGAAGACAAGCAAGAAAUUUGUUUUUCGCAUUCAUCGUGGCCCAAUAUCUCAUUAUUUUUCGUGUUAUACACAAAAUGACAUGAAAACUUGGAUGCACAAAAUCAUUGUUGCCAUUGAACAACACAGUCUUCAACCUCGUCCACCAAUAAAAUGUACGACGCUGUCACAUGUAGAAAGUGGAGACGCGGAUGUUGAUAGUGGUGGAGGGACACCUAAGUCUAAUACAAGAUAUUUGAUUUAUGAUGUGAAUCCGGGAGAAGGUUUCAAUUUGAGACGGGAUGUUUAUAUGAGAGUUGCGAAUGCGGUGAGAACACUCAGAGAGGAAGGCGAAGAUUUUGUAUUAGUUUUACCACCAUGGGGAGGAUUGUAUCAUUGGGGAGAUCGAGCCGUACGACUUCCAUGGUCUACAUUUUUCGAUACAAGAUCAAUGGCUCGUUUCGUGCCUGUAAUUGAAUUUGAUGAGUUCCUCCAAGUACAUGGAAAUGAUAUAUUGCCACUUGUCAUUUAUCUUCAGCAUUAUAAGGAAGGUUGGGGAGAGCAUUAUGAAAUGAAAUGGGAUAAAAGAGAAUGUCUCGAAGAUGCGCAAAGAGUCUAUCGAAGGGACACUGAAACAAAAAAAUGGCGAGGAUGGUUCUUUUCAUACUCAAACAUUCUUGCUAAUCGAUUUAAAUGUAUUUCAUUUCAAGGAGAUUCAAAUACAUUUGUCGAGAUGAUUAUGAAAGAUUAUCCGAAUGAACAAGUAUUGUAUAUCGAUCGAUUGGAGACAGUGAUGCAUGCCGAUUUUGGAGAUCGAGAAUAUUGGAGAGCAAGAAGAAGCAUGAGAUAUGCACCACAUUUAACAUAUCUUGGAGAUAUUUUCAGGAAAGAAAAAUUGCAAGGAAAUGACGUGAGAGAUGGGACACAAUUGCCAGAUAAGUGGGAAACAAAAAAAGAGGACGAGGCAAAAGGUGGUCCAUAUAUUUGCUUGCAUUGGAGGAGGAAAGAUUUUGUGAGAGCUCACGGUGAUGAAUUGCCUAGUAUAAAGGGGACGGCCAAACUUAUAAAAACUCUAACAAAACAAUAUUCUGUUUCUCGUGUAUUCCUUUCUACAGAUGCCCCAAUUGAAGAAAUUUAUCGACUACAGGGUCUUGUCAAAGGACAAAUUGAAAUCAUCACAUAUGAAAACGAAGAUCUUGGUGAUGGUGAAAUCGCCAUCAUUCAUCAGUAUAUUUGUUCAAAAGCUCGUUUCUUUACCGGAUCACACGUAUCAACUUUUUCAUUUCGAAUCGCAGAAGAUAGAGAAAUUCUCAAUUUUCCCGCAUCAACCACUUUCAAUCGAAUGUGUCCAGAUGGAAACAAAGAUUGUGAACAACCGACUCAUUGGAAAAUUAAAUAU